AUGACGGACAUGUACGACGAGCCCAAAAAAUAUGAAGGCAAUCUCAGUCCCUAUCCCCACAACGAAAUCACCGAACCCGGCCGUGCCAAAGACCCCGUGGCGUACUUGCUAGCUACGGAACAGCGCGCAAGGGAACGCCAGGUCGCUUACGAGACGGUAAAGCUGCUCCGCCAGCGAGUGAUUCAUUGCUACCGCAAAGAAGGUGUGAAUCAUUACGAAAACUGUCGCCAGGAAGCCCAAGAUCUAUUCGACAUAAUUACCAAAAAGGAUUUGGGUCAGCUACAUCCUAAGUGGGAGAAGCCGGAAAUGAACGAUGGAUGGUAA
Molecule: messenger RNA, 324 nt
Organism: Phaeodactylum tricornutum CCAP 1055/1
Lineage: Eukaryota; Bacillariophyta; Bacillariophyceae; Surirellales; Neidiaceae
Exons: 2
Coding region: 1-324 (107 amino acids)
Source: RefSeq, a predicted model, not a curated record